AUGCUGAGCAAGUCCACUCCUAGCCCAUAUGGGGGUCUGCGUGGCUGGCCCCCCUGCCUCUGCCUGGCAUUUUUGUUGGGUCAGGUGGGUUUGCUGCUGGGACAUCCCCAGUGCCUGGAUUAUGGGCCCCCUUUCCGGCCCUCCCAGCACCUUGAGUUUUGUUCUGACUACGAGUCCUUCGGCUGCUGUGACCAGCACAAGGACCACCACAUUGCAGCCCGGUACUGGGACAUCAUGAACUACUUUGACCUGAGAGGCCACGAGCUGUGUGGAGGGUACAUUAAAGACAUCCUUUGCCAGGAAUGCUCGCCCUAUGCCGCCCACCUCUACGAUGCUGAGAACCCCAAGACGCCCCUUCGGAACCUGCCAGGUCUCUGCUCUGACUACUGUUCUGCCUUCCAUUCUAACUGUCACUCUGCCAUCUCCCUGCUCACUGGUGACCAUGGCCUCCAGGAUUCCCGUAAUAAAGAUGGUGCCCGCUUCUGUCACCUCCUCAACCUCCCUGACCAGGACUAUUGCUUCCCCAACGUCCUGAGGAAUAACCAUCUCAACCGCAAGCUGGGUGUGGUAGACGAGGACCAUCAGGGCUGCCUGCAGCUCUGUGUGAGCGAGGUAGCCAAUGGGCUAAGGAACCCGGUCUCCAUGGUUCAUGCAGGAGAUGGCACCCAUCGCUUCUUCGUGGCCGAGCAGGUGGGGGUGGUGUGGGCCUACCUGCCAGAUGGGAGUCGCCUGCACCAACCCUUCUUGGACCUCAAGACCAUUGUGCUGACCACGCCAUGGAUUGGGGAUGAGAGAGGCUUCUUGGGGUUGGCAUUUCACCCCCAAUUCCGCCACAACCACAAGUUCUAUAUUUAUUAUUCAUGCCUGGGCAAGAAAAAGGUAGAAAAGAUCCGGAUUAGUGAGAUGAAGGUUUCUCAGACAGAUCCCAACAAAGCUGACCCCAGCUCAGAAAGGGUCAUCUUGGAAAUAGAAGAGCCAGCUUCAAACCACAAUGGUGGACAACUUCUUUUUGGCCAGGAUGGGUUUCUGUACAUAUUCACCGGGGACGGAGGGCAGGCCGGAGAUCCCUUUGGCAAGUUUGGGAAUGCUCAGAACAAAAGUUCCUUGUUGGGAAAAGUAUUAAGGAUCGAUGUUAACGGGGCGGGCUCCCGUGGCAAGCGAUACCACAUCCCCCGGGACAAUCCUUUUGUUUCUGAGCCAGGGGCCAACCCUGCCAUCUAUGCGUAUGGGGUCAGAAAUAUGUGGCGCUGUUCUGUGGACCGAGGGGACCCAGUCUCUCGUCAAGGUCGAGGCCGGAUCUUCUGUGGGGAUGUCGGCCAGAACAAGUUUGAAGAAGUUGACCUCAUUGUUAAAGGCGGGAAUUAUGGCUGGAGGGCCAAGGAAGGGUUUGAAUGUUAUGACAAAAAACUCUGCCACAAUGCCUCUUUGGAUGACGUUCUGCCCAUCUAUGCUUAUGGCCAUGAAGUAGGGAAAUCCGUCACUGGUGGUUUCGUCUACCGUGGGUGUGAGUCCCCAAACCUUAAUGGCCUCUACAUUUUUGGGGACUUCAUGAGUGGUCGACUUAUGGCUUUGCAGGAAGAUAAGAAAACCAAGAAAUGGACGAAGUGGGACAUCUGUUUGGGCAGCACCUCGGCCUGCGCAUUCCCAGGGCUGAGCAGCACCUACAGCAAGUUCAUCAUCUCCUUUGCUGAAGAUGAAGCAGGGGAGCUGUACUUCCUGGCGACCACCUACCCAAGUGCCUAUGCACCGCAUGGAUCGAUUUACAAGUUCGUGGACCCUUCAAGGAGAGCACCUCCAGGCAAGUGCAAAUAUAAGCCAGUGCCGGUGAAAACCAAGAGCAAGAGGAUCCGGUUCAGGCCAUUUGCUAAGACAGUCCUGGACUUGCUGAAGGAGCAGUCAGACAAAGCAGCUAGACCACCAUCAAAUGCAACCGUACCUCCCAGCCCAGCCUGGGCCUUCCCCAGGAAGGGCUCCUCCAGGAAGCCAGCUUCAGCCACAAGCAUCGAGAAAACACCAAGAGGAUCUGGCACAAGGAAGAAAGCCAGAGUCUGGUCUCCACGUCCCCUGGGCAAGGGGAAGCAGAAUCUGAAAACCCACCGUGGUGGGCUGAGGCAGUUGGCACAGCAGAGGCCAAUGGACCAAAGUCAACCAUGA
Molecule: messenger RNA, 2154 nt
Organism: Perognathus longimembris pacificus (Pacific pocket mouse)
Lineage: Eukaryota; Metazoa; Chordata; Mammalia; Rodentia; Heteromyidae
Gene: Hhipl2
Product: HHIP like 2
Exons: 9
Coding region: 1-2154 (717 amino acids)
Source: RefSeq, a predicted model, not a curated record